AUGGAUGGUGGAGGCUUUUUUCUUAAGCGACCAGCUCCCAGUGAAACGGAAGAUGAUAUCCUUGCUAUGCAGUCCGAGUGGGAAGCAAGCAGAUCGCGUCAUAAUCGGUCUGCCGUUCAAAUCCGUCGAAUGGAGAAGUCGAGGACAUCGUCGAUACCUGAGAAAGCUAGCGCUGAAUUACAAGCUGUAGGAGCAACACUAUCGAGACGUUUCACAGAUGGAGGUCGCUUCUUCAUCGAUUUGGACAAAAUAACAGAAGAAUGGUCUAAUCAAGUGUUAUUUGAUGUUGAGGAGCAGAACUCAGAGUGGUUGGAGGGUGACCACAGCGACGAAUUAGCUCAUCAAAGAUGUCGAAAUUUGCAAUACUCUGCGGAGGACGGCUUUCCAGAUGUACUAGAUUUGAGUGCGUAUUACAGAAAAGAUGCAGAUGUGAAGCGUACUGCUGAAGGAAAAAGCUUCUUUGCUGCCGAAUUUGAUCGACUCCAUGGAAGAAUAGGUCUGUGGUUUGCCUUUGUGAACACUGCGUUACUUUUGNACUCUGCGGAGGACGGGUUUCCAGAUGUACUAGAUUUGAGUGCGUAUUACAGAAAAGAUGCAGAUGCGAAGCGUACUGCUGAAGGAAAAAGCUUCUUUGCUGCCGAAUUUGAUCGACUCCAUGGAAGAAUAGAAGAUGCUUUUGUUUUGGUAGACAAUGAAACGCAGAAUGAAGAGGAUGACUACGAACUUGUAAAUGAUAGAUGUCAUUCAAUCACGUUUCGAAAUUAA
Messenger RNA from Angiostrongylus costaricensis, 765 nucleotides. The record is from the annotation of a GenBank genome assembly. Lineage: Eukaryota; Metazoa; Nematoda; Chromadorea; Rhabditida; Metastrongylidae.